This is a messenger RNA of Homarus americanus (American lobster), 4542 nucleotides long. RefSeq names its product protein unc-13 homolog 4B-like. The record is from RefSeq and is a predicted model, not a curated record. The coding region runs from base 692 to 4315 and encodes 1207 amino acids. Lineage: Eukaryota; Metazoa; Arthropoda; Malacostraca; Decapoda; Nephropidae. The transcript is spliced from 23 exons.
CGAAGUCGAGGGAAGAGAAUCAGUGACUCAGUAUCACCCUGACCAGUCUAGUGUGUAGGUUGGUGCUGGAACAUUCAUCGUUAAUACCUCACAUUUACUUGACAGAUAAAAAGAGAUGAUCUUCAACUGUGAGAGAAGUGUUUCAAUCUGUCUGGGCAACUAUUAAUGUGUUUUCGUAAUGCAAAUGGAAAUGAUGAACAAAUAUCAAACGUGUAUAGUCCAUGACUGCUAUGUUUUGGAUACUGUACCUGUCAAAUUUUCUGUGUAUGAUAAGUACUCUUACUCUUGUGCUGCAUGCUGAGAGUUUAUCACACAUACUAACCUGCUGUGAGUGGCGCAGGAGUGUUCGGCUAAGUUGGGAAACGAGACAGUUAAAACCAAUCCACCUGUACCGUAUAAGAAUGUAGAUAAAACUUUACUUAGUCUUUGGUGAGUGAAUGCUGUUUUCAUAUCGACUGGAAGGACGGUUCGAUAUUUCAAUGCCGAGAACUCAGUUUUUAUAGUUGUAGGGACUGACUUGUUGACAGUUGGUGCUUGUACAGUGUUAUAUAUAUUGUAAGAACAUACCAUUAUAAAUCCUCCCACGAGCCGGUAGGCAUCGUGGGCAUAACCAAGAUUCACUCCACGAAACUACUUGAAAAUAUUGCUCGUUGAUUGUGCCCCACGUAGUUAACCCAUUGACCUUGUGGAGAUGGGUCAGGCAGCCCUAAAACCCUCCCGAGCUGCAGUGCUGGGACAGGUGGACGUGGGUCUGGAGGCAUUGUUCAUGCUUGAGUCUAGGGAGGAACAUAGCACUGUUGUCGUCAAGAUGGUGCCUACCUCCCUUCCACUCCCGAGGAAGAUUAAACACCACCAAGGCCGGAGGAUCUGUAGGACGCACAGUAUAAGAGAAGCGGAAGAGACGGCUGAGGAGGAGGAGGAGGACCAGUCACUGGGAGAAGUCUCUCUGAGCGUGACCUCUGGCUACGGCGGAUUACAGUGUCGAGACAUGGCAGAGGACCAUCUGGCUGAUGUGUACUACUCGGCUUUUCAUUUGCACCUGUCACGUGAGGCUCUGCUUUCGGAGGCCUUCAAGAUCUCAGCAACAACAGAUGAAGGAGUUAAUGCUAACCCACAAGCUAACAGUAGUGACACUACACGCAUCACCAGGGAGGAACUUCUUAGGACUCUCAGGGAUAUCUUUGGUGUAAAUGAAGCCAUGGUGAAACUUGUCGACGAGGAAGUCCAGGCCAGGGAGCCUCCACGUAUGACACUGCACAUCAACAUCCACGAAGCCAAGGAGCUCAGACCCAAAACGCCCAAAGAAACAAGCCACCCAUACUGCUUCGUGCGAGUGUCAGGCUGCAGUGAGACUUUCAAAACCAGAGUCCUGAACAAUGAUCUCUCACCAUCCUGGGAGUCACAGUUCUCCACCGGAAUUCCAGCACUCCGUGAUGCAAAGCUUAUGGUGGAAGUCUGGCAUGAGCCACAAGAGGCUGGAGUGGAACAGCUGAAGGGAAUGAGAGACAUUCGGGAGUUUAGUCGCUUGGUUCGGGAUGCUGCAGCCAAUAUCCAAAUGAAUGAAAUGAGAAACUUGUUGGGUACGGUGACAGUGCCUCUAUCAGAAAUGAAAGACCAAAGUUUAACAGGGUGGUAUAACUUGGUCAAGAGUAAAGAAGAGGAGAUCAGUCUAAUAUCACAGAGAGAAAGUUUUCGGGCUAAUAAGAAGCGGGGAAGUUUACGUCUAAGCCUCAAACUCUCCACUGUAUCUCAGCUGAAUCUCAUAGGACCACAUUGGUUUGAUGCUUUCCUUAAAAAAGUGGUUCUGUACUAUCUUGAGUACCGGAGCAGCUAUGGCAGUGUAAAACGAGGUGGCAAAAGAUGGAGAGAUAGGAGUAUACACAGCACUGGAAGUGCUAAUAUUACAAGCAUUAGUACCAGCAGUACUAAAGAUUGCAACGUCGGCAGUGGCAACAGUAGCAGUGGGAGCAGCUUUGAAAAUGAGACAUUUUUGAGCUUGGCAACACCAUGGAAUGGUUCACUUAGCAAUACCAUUCAGGUUCUGUUGGACCACUAUGCUGCUACUCUCAAUCUUACGCCACCCUUUAUUACACUGUCAUGGUGGAAGAUUACAUCCGAGUUUUUCAUCACUGAACAAUCUUUCCUUGGUCAGUUGUUGAAGACCAUUCAGGGUUACAUGGCAGAGGAGAAGUACUCAGAAGAGGAGAUUCAGGAAAUAAGAAGCUCUUUGAGAAAGUGGACAUCAACUCAGUUUAAUAGACUAAGAAACUUAAUAACGUACUUCCCCGCAUCAAACAAAUUUGUGUCAUGUCCCCAACUUGAAGGCAUGUUGAGAAAUCUUCAUGCCAUUGAAGCCAAUCCUGAGACACGGCAACUCAAGGUUUUCCCUAAAGAUAUAUCUGUUAAUGAACAGGUGUCAGAGGCACUCACAGACUACUUGAAAAUUUGGUGGGAAUCCUCUCUUAAGAACCGUAGAAGGAACUCACCAACGGCAACUGAGGACCAACAACUGGUUGCUGCUGUUGGCGUUACAGGCGAGGUCUACACUUUCCUCUCAGAUGUCUGCAAGUUUUAUCAUGAUGUAUUUUCAAGGGAAGCAAAAAUAUCAUAUCUGAGAUUAACAUACAUCUUUUUGACGUCUGAACUUGGAGCUCGAGUGAGACCUCUAUUGCUUAAAAUAUAUGACACGCCAUCUAAAGAGAAACACACUCAUGCCACAUCAAGUGUGAAACAUGAUGAAGCAGACCGACGAGCCUUAGAGGCUGGCACACCAGUAUGGCAGCUUUACAAGAAGUUUGACUCUAUUCAGAAGAUUGGUGAAAAUCUUCCCGAUGAAGUUCAGCUACAGACAGGCAUUAGAGGAUAUCACAAAUGGUUCCUGGGCGGUGUCAUCAGGUGGCAGGAAAGGAUGCUGGUUCGCACAAGAGCCCUUGUUACUAAAGAUGUUGAAAGAGAUGAAUUUGAAGUUGCUUACACGGUGACCAAUUCUGAGUUUACAAUAAGUUUGUCUGCAUGUGAGACCAAAUCUAACUUUACGAUUAUUAAUGAUUCAUGGCAAAGGUUAGCAUGGGCCGAUGAGGUAGGAGGAGAAAAAGUGGCAAAACGUCUGCUUCAGGAUCUCUGUGGGUUGGGCACCCUUUAUACCAAGCUGGUGAUGGCUAAGUUAGACUCAAGCCUUCGUGAAGAAACUGUACCAGACUCCAUGUUCCUCCCUACACAGACCUGUAUUGGACUUAACAACAUUGAGUACCUGCGACAAGAAAUUGAUGGUCUUCCAACGCUCCUUAAAUUAUCGAAUGAUGAUGAUAAAGAACAGUUUUCUGUUGUUAAGAAGACUUCAUCAAAGAUGGAGGGAUCAUUGUUGCUCUUCAUGGACAAUGUCAUAAAAAAAAUAAAACCAAUUUUAUCAAGAGCUGUAGUCGGUUCCUGUGAUACAGGUAAUGAGGCACAACUUCUUCAGGAAGUUCUUGAUGAUAGACUUUAUGUUCUGCUGAGGAGACUGGAUGACUCAAACUUCCAACGUUUCCUGCUGAAAAUUUGGAAAGCUUUAAUACUUAUCUUCUGUAGCAUUGUGGAAAGUAAUUCUAAUAAACGGAAUGCAGAGUACUUCAAAAACGUCUGCAAGGUCUUAGAGCGUACAUGGUACUUUUUCACCCCCACUGAUCGCAGAGGACUUGACCCCCAGGAAGCUCAUUGUACUGAGUACCAGUCACUUCAAAAAACUCUCUGCAAUUUGAAGAUGCCAACAGAAUCCCUCAUAGCAAAGUAUUACAAGGAAAGAUACGAAGAGUUGCAAAGAGCCCACUCCUCAUAUACAGCUGAACUGAUUGUACAGGCUUUCUUUAAAAGGACUGGCAAGCUCAUCGUAGAAGUUGUCAUGGCCAGAAAUAUUUGCAAACCUUCAGGAAAGCUUCCUGAUACAUUUGUCCAGAUCAAGUUAGUGCCGAGUGAGUGGUUCCCUAAUAUUUCCAGCCCCAAGACAAAAAAUCAAAAAAGAAGUGAUGCUCCAGUAUUUCAAGAAAAAUUUGAGUUUCCCAUUAGCCCAACUGAUCAUGGGGUGAAGUCUGGCCAUCUUCUAUUUAUCCUGAAGAAUCAUCAAAUUUUCCAAAGUGGGGAGGCAAUAGGUGAAACGGUUAUUCCCCUUGAUGGACUGCCUUCUGUGGAUACUUCAAUGGCCAGUCCUGUCCAAAAUAAGGUUCUCAACAUGAAUAUGCCAAAAGCUGGAGAUGAUUACACGUCCAUAAAAGCACUCCAGUUCAGGACACGGGACAAAAGAGCUGUCAAUUUUCUGCAGAAAAUACCGACCAGAUCAUGAAAGGAGAACCAGUAUACUAAACUGGUAAACUGCUCAUCAACCAAAGAUUGUGUUGGCACUGGAAACCAUUGGUUAUCCAGUUGUAGACCUGAGUGCAAUGCUCCAUGAACUUCCAUGAGUCACACAAGAAAUUGACAAUUAGGGCUGUGCUUCAUUGUUCUUCACGAUUGUGAAGAAUUAUGUAUUUUUGUGAUAUUAACAUUAUAUAUAUAUAUAUAUAUAUAUAU